AUGCCGGGUGCUAUACCUGGUGCUAUGACAGAUGCUAUGCCAGGUGCUAUACCUAGUGCUAUGCCAGAUGCUAUGCCGGGUGCUAUGCCGGGUGCUAUGCCAGGUGCUAUGUCAGGUGCCCUGCCAGGUGCUAUGCCAGAUGCUAUACACAGUGAUAUGGCAGGUGCUAUGCCAGGUGCUAUGCCAGGUGCUAUGCCAGGUGCCCUGCCAGGUGCUAUACAAAGUGAUAUGGCAGGUGCUGUACAAAGCGAUAUGGCAGGUGCUAUGCAAAGUGAUAUGGCAGGUGCUAUGCAAAGUGAUAUGGCAGGUGCUAUACAAAGCGAUAUGGCAGGUGCUAUACAAAUCGAUAUGGCAGGUGCUAUGCCAGGUGCUAUGCCAGGUGCUAUGCCAGGUGCCCUGCCAGGUGCUAUGCCAGAUGCUAUACAAAGUGAUAUGGCAGGUGCUAUGGCAGGUGCUAUGGCAGGUGCUAUGGCAGGUGCUAUGGCAGGUCCUAUGGCAGGUGCCCUGCCAGGUGCUAUACAAAGUGAUAUGGCAGGUGCUAUACAAAGCGAUAUGCCAGGUGCUAUACCUUGUGCUAUGCCAGGUGCCCUGCCAGGUGCUAUGCCAGGUGCUAUGCCAGGUGCUAUGCCAGGUGCUAUGCAAGGUCCAGGUCCUGGGCGAGGUCCUGGGCCUUUGGAUGGCCCUGGUCCUGGGCGAGGUCCUGGGCCUUGGGAUGGCGCUGGUCCUGGGCAAGGUCCUGGGCCUUUGGAUGGCCCUGGUCCUGGGCAAGGUCCUGGGCCUUUGGAUGGCCCUGGUCCUGGGCGAGGUCCUGGGCCUUGGGAUGGCCCUGGUCCUGGGCGAGGUCCUGGGCCUUGGGAUGGCCCUGGUCCUAGGCAAGGCCCUCCAUAUGGUGGCAAACAUGGCUAA
Penaeus chinensis is the source of this 906-nucleotide messenger RNA. Its product is annotated as tetra-peptide repeat homeobox protein 1-like. The record is from RefSeq and is a predicted model, not a curated record. Bases 1 to 906 code for a protein of 301 amino acids. NCBI's taxonomy places the organism in Eukaryota, Metazoa, Arthropoda, Malacostraca, Decapoda, Penaeidae. The transcript has 2 exons.